GAAGAGUCACAGUUAGCAACGUUAGCGGUGCAGUGUUAGACUAGAUGCCCACUUCUUCUCACAUGGUUUCACAGUACUGGAGCUGGAGCAACAGGAAUAACAUCCUGGCAAAUCCCAACCUUACACCAUGGUUGUCUCAAAGUCACAAGAUGAGCAAGUGGCCCCCAGUGGCUCGAUGGGCAGAGGCACCAGCAAAAAUUACAGAACCAUCCCGUCCUUACACUCUGGAAGUCCACAAGAUUUCAGCUCCAGUGGGAAUAUUUCACCUCUCAACGCCAGUCUCAAUUAUGAGCCAGAUGAGUACACUGAGUCAGACUUUCUGCUCCCAAAUAAACUCUACGGUAGCUCUAGAUUCAGUGGGUCCAUGAGAGCAAGUGAAACAGAUGGCUCCGGUGCACCUGCUGAGACAGUCUGCUCCAUGGUGCUUCAGAUCCUGGUGCCAUUUCUCCUGGCCGGGAUUGGGACAGUUUCUGCUGGGAUGCUACUAGAUGUGGUUCAGAACUGGGACGUGUUCCAGGAAAUCACAGAGAUCCUCAUCCUGGUCCCUGCAGUGUUAGGCAUGAAGGGGAACCUGGAAAUGACUCUGGCCUCUAGACUCUCGACUGCUGUGAAUGCAGGAAAAAUGGAGCCUGCCAGGGAAAUGUGGAUGCUGAUCGUUGGGAACCUGGCGUUAAAGCAGCUGCAAGCCACAGUGCUUGGCCUUUUAGCCUCUCUGCUAGCGACUCUGUUGGGCUGGAUGGCAGAAGGAACGAUGCCCCUUCAUCACGUAAUGCUCUUGUGUUCAACCAGCGUUUCUACUGCCUUUGUAGCUUCAUUGCUGCAAGGUAUUAUUAUGGUGGGAGUGAUAAUUGGCUCCAAACGGAUGGGAAUCAACCCUGACAACGUGGCUACACCCAUGGCAGCCAGCUUUGGGGACCUCAUCACUCUCGCCUUGCUGGCCUGCUUCAGUCAGUGGUUCUACUCCUUCUUAGAUUUGUAUCCCUAUGUGUUGUACCUGGUGGAUCUGUUAUUUUUGUGCCUGAUUCCUCUUUGGGUGGUCAUCGCCUCCAAACAUCCAGCCAGUCACAUCCUGCUCCGCAUGGGCUGGGAACCAAUCAUUACAGCAAUGGUGAUCAGCAGCAUUGGGGGACUUAUUCUGGACAAGACUGUGUCAGAUCCAAACCUGGCAGGAAUCCUAGUUUAUGCUCCAGUCAUAAAUGGUGAGUUUUGA
This is a messenger RNA of Micropterus dolomieu (smallmouth bass), 1210 nucleotides long. RefSeq names its product solute carrier family 41 member 2-like. Gene Ontology annotation, cellular component: plasma membrane. The transcript is spliced from 8 exons. NCBI's taxonomy places the organism in Eukaryota, Metazoa, Chordata, Actinopteri, Centrarchiformes, Centrarchidae. Gene Ontology annotation, biological process: monoatomic cation transport. The record is from RefSeq and is a predicted model, not a curated record. Gene Ontology annotation, molecular function: monoatomic cation transmembrane transporter activity. The coding region runs from base 128 to 1210 and encodes 360 amino acids.